This is a messenger RNA of Eruca vesicaria subsp. sativa (arugula), 396 nucleotides long. The record is from the annotation of a GenBank genome assembly. NCBI's taxonomy places the organism in Eukaryota, Viridiplantae, Streptophyta, Magnoliopsida, Brassicales, Brassicaceae.
AUGUCUAUCUUCUUCAGUGACGAUAUUGCUGGAAGCCAGAAACACAACGAAAGUUGGCUUAUUAAUUGGGCUGGAGCUCUUCUUAUUGUUCAACAGAAAUCGUUUGAAGGAGAUUUGGUGCACCUUCAGCCUAAAGAGCCGGCUCAAAACCAAGAUGUUGCUGUUAUGGUCAAUGUGUCUGAGGUGACAAAAGCCGAGACGCUAACCAUUCUUGAGAUCUUUGCCUUCUUGAAACAGGAACCAGCUCAGAUUCGAUUGUUGCAAGGCAUGUCCUCGGAGGAAACACUUUCGUCUGACAAGGGAGUUGUUGCUGAGAUCGUUCAGCUGAUUAUGGGAAAAGGGUUGAUACCAGUAUGCUUAGAUGCCUGGAAGUUAGGAAGAAGAGCUAAAUCAUGA